Molecule: messenger RNA, 731 nt
Organism: Ctenopharyngodon idella (grass carp)
Lineage: Eukaryota; Metazoa; Chordata; Actinopteri; Cypriniformes; Xenocyprididae
Gene: tbca
Product: tubulin cofactor a
Exons: 4
Coding region: 164-490 (108 amino acids)
Biological process (GO): tubulin complex assembly; post-chaperonin tubulin folding pathway
Cellular component (GO): cytosol; microtubule cytoskeleton
Molecular function (GO): beta-tubulin binding
Source: RefSeq, a predicted model, not a curated record
ACAUGCUCUGUUUUAUCUACGCAUGCGCACACUUUCUGCUGUGUGUUGGUGUGUCACUGUGCUAUCAGGCUAAUCUCAGCCGCGCGCUUCUCUUGUUACUAUCUAAUUGUUAACAUAUUUACCCUCUUUUCCUUCCGUUUUACUAUUUCAAACAACACGGACAAUGGCGGAUCCAAGAAUACGACAAAUAAAAAUCAAGACCGGUGUGGUUAAACGUUUGGCCAAAGAGGAGGUGUUGUACAUAAAGGAGGCAAAGCAACAGGAAGAGAAGAUUGAGCGUCUCAAGGCGGAGGCAGGAGACGAGUAUGUAAUCAAGAAACAGUUGGAGGUGUUGCAAGAGUCAAGAAUGAUGAUCCCAGACUGCCAUCGUCGUUUAGCUAUGGCCCACGCUGACCUACAACAGCUGUUGGAAACAGAAGAGGAACUGGCUGAAAUGGAAGAAUACAAGGAGGCCAGAACUGUUUUAGAGUCAGUCAAGCUGGAAGGAUGAUGGACACAAAUGAACAAACACCUACAGACGCUAACGUACACACCGACAUCCCAGCUGUCCAUUCCAUUUCCUCUGACUUGUUCAACAUUUCAGAAGCAAGGCGAUGUGUUUACUGAUUGCUUAUGUUUGCAUUUCCUUGAUUUUUGUAUUGAUUCAUAAUUUAAUGCCACUGUUUUCCCCCAAGCCUUCUGUGAUUAAAUUUACACAAUCAUGAAAUAAAGUUUCUUUUUAUUAUUUCAAA